AUGGCGACCGUCGAAGACACGGCCGCCGGCCUUAUAGCGUGGCUAAACAACCUCGAUGUCGCGGACGACGUGCAGACGGCUAGUGACCUAAACGAUGGAACGGUUAUCUGGAAGGCUCUACAAAGAAUAGACGCGUUGAGCUUCCCAGGCAAAUUGCCAGAGGCGCCCAACGCAGAACAAUGGAUACCACGCUGGAACAACCUCAAACGCAUCAACGAUGCUCUCAAUAUGUUCCUUGCAGAGGACUGUGGGCAAAGACUGCCACUGCCUAGCGGCGCCCCGGACCUCAAGGCCAUUGCACAGAAUGCCUCCCUCCACGACACCGUUGCUCUUCUCAAGUUGAUUGUUGUUGCUGCUAUCAAUUGUAAUGACCGGAUCGAUUUCCUCACCCGAAUGCAAGAGCUCGAUACAGCCACACAGGAGGUGCUUAUGCGAACAGCUCAGGAGGCCAGCGAAAUAGAAGAAGCUCCGGAGGAUGAGGGGCCCGAGCCUGAGCAUACUCAAGAGCUGGAACCGAAGUCCAGUCCUGACCCGAGAUCGCCACGGCUCGACAAUGACUUCGCUGCCGAGGAACGGCUGGGGCGAGUUCUGGCGGACAACCAGCGCAUCGCCCACGAGAAGCGGGACGUGGAAAGACAGCUAGACGAUGCGUAUGCCCGAUAUGAACGAUUGCAAGACACCCUGGAUAAAUCUCAAGACGAGUUGAAGGAAACUAAUGACCGUCUGACCGCUGUACUGGCCGGUAGAGCCGAAGGUACGCACCGAGAUGCCAAAAACGAGACGAUUAUCGCGCAGCUCGAAUCCCGGGUGUCCGCUGCAGACAAUGAGCUUGAAGAGCUACGCAAAUCCAACGAGCUCUUGAAGAUACGGGUAGAAAAGACGCAAAAGCUACAGGACGACUACGACGAAAUGAAGAUAGAGAGGGACAAGCUGGCCCGGAAAGCGAACGCGGCGGAGAAAUACAAGCAGAAACUCGAAGCAAGCCAGGAUCUCGAGAAGGAGAACCAGAACUUGAGGGAGCGAGUCACCGAGCUACAAGGUCAAGUACGUUUCUCGGACUCGACAACCAUGGCCAAGUCAGAUCUGCAAAGGGAGAAUGAGGAAUUAAAGAAGCUGUUCUCUGUUAUUGAGCAAGACUACAACGAAACAGCGGACAUGAAGAAAAGACUGGAAUUUGAUUAUCAAACCUUGGAGGCUCGUUUCCAUGACCGGGGUGAGGAUCUUCGACGGCACCAGCAAACCAUUGAGGACUUACAGGGACGCUUGGCCGACUUUGACGAAGGUGUACAGUUGCCGCCAGUCACCGUGUCCGAUACUGCCAAAGUGCUCGAGGACGACGAAGCUGAGGGUGAACAGGACGAGCAGGACGAGAAGGACGCUGCCAAAGCAGACAAGGAGGAAGGAUUUGCAGACAGUGAAUCUCGCUUGACUGCAGCUCUCAUAAAUGGGGAAUCUGAUAAGGGUGAGGAAGGCAUCUCUGAAGACGAGCUCAGGGCUAUCGUAUCGGCGAUGCGCGCUCAGGCACAGGCUGGAACAGCCACUGAACGAGAAAGCAGCACAAAGGCACAAAAGAAGCUUGUUGUCGGAUUGGAAAGAAGCCGGACCAGGAAUUCGGAGCUGCUCGAGCACAUCAAGAAGCAAUCCGACCUCAUUAAGAAUCUGCAAACACAGGCCCCUGCGGCAACGGUGGAAAAGAGAGAAGAGGAAAGGCCACCAACGCCACCUCCCAAGGACGAAGAGUCUCGUGCGCCGUCGCCAACACCCUCAGAAGCAGACACGAACCUUGAGGCGGCCGGCAAAGUGAUCAAGAACUUGCAACGGGAGUUGAACCUGAUCACCUCAGCCUGGUAUGAGCAGAACAAGCGGAUAGCCAGCAGCGGUAUGGCCACCUUACGGACGAGGGCCAGUCCUGAGCCCAAGAGCUUUCUCGGUCGACAAAGGAGGACUGUGGAUGUGAUUGCUCUCGGAGGAACAGCUAGAUGA
Cyphellophora europaea CBS 101466 is the source of this 1983-nucleotide messenger RNA. RefSeq lists its product as uncharacterized. Gene Ontology annotation, molecular function: dynein light intermediate chain binding; microtubule binding. NCBI's taxonomy places the organism in Eukaryota, Fungi, Ascomycota, Eurotiomycetes, Chaetothyriales, Cyphellophoraceae. The coding region runs from base 1 to 1983 and encodes 660 amino acids. The record is from RefSeq and is a predicted model, not a curated record. The transcript has 2 exons. Gene Ontology annotation, biological process: cytoplasmic microtubule organization; cytoskeleton-dependent intracellular transport. Gene Ontology annotation, cellular component: centrosome; cytoplasm.